Messenger RNA from Colletotrichum truncatum, 219 nucleotides. The record is from RefSeq and is a predicted model, not a curated record. NCBI's taxonomy places the organism in Eukaryota, Fungi, Ascomycota, Sordariomycetes, Glomerellales, Glomerellaceae.
AUGUGCAAGGAAUACGACGUCAUCUACACGAAGUGCCAACACUCCGAGAAGCUGGUUCAUGAGUGCAGAGAGGUAAAGACUGGCCUCUCGUGCCCGAGAACCGAGUCCAAGGGCUCCACCGUGAGUGAAGGAUAUUGCCGUGCUUGCUACCAGGCCGGGAAAUCUGAUCUUCCCGAUACAUUCACGAGGCCACGCAAGGGACAGAAGCAGAGACUUUGA